AUGCCCGAGGAACGUACUAUCAAUCGCGAGAAGCACUGCCCGUUUCUAUUACGAGUUUUCUUUAGCAAGGGAGCACAUAAUAGAAGUGAUGCGUUUGAGACUCUAGAAGACAAACCAAUUGCUAAUGAACUCCAUAUUUACACGUGGCCUGAUGCAACGCUGCGGGAGAUGGCUGAUCUAGUGCAGGAUUCGAAUACUGACGCUCAGAAGCCCAAUAUGCGUCUGAGUAUUUGUGUUGUAUCAGAAACAAGAGAUGGAAGUAGAUUGCUCAUGCGCAAAGUUGGGUAUGUAAAUAGUAGUCGUCGUCGAUGUGCAGAUGAUAGUAAAACACUUGCUAGUGUACGUUUUCAUCCCGGUGAUUUGCUGGAUAUUGCAUUAGUUGAGUAA
Messenger RNA from Peronospora belbahrii, 387 nucleotides. NCBI's taxonomy places the organism in Eukaryota, Oomycota, Peronosporomycetes, Peronosporales, Peronosporaceae. The record is from the annotation of a GenBank genome assembly.